This is a messenger RNA of Porites evermanni, 3138 nucleotides long. Lineage: Eukaryota; Metazoa; Cnidaria; Anthozoa; Scleractinia; Poritidae. The record is from the annotation of a GenBank genome assembly.
AUGUAUAGCCAUGUAUUACCAUGUAUAGUCAUGUAUUACCAUGUAUUGCCAUGUAUAGCCAUGUAUAGCCAUGUAUACCCAUGUAAUGCCAUGUAUUACCAUGUAUUGCCAUGCAUAGCCAUGUAUUGCCAUGUAUCACCACGUAUAGCCAUGUAUAGCCAUGAAUACCCAUGUACAGCCAUGUAUUGCCAUGUAUUACCAUGUAUUGUUAUGUAUUACCAUGUAUCGCCAUGUAUUUUUUACCAUGUAUUGCCAUGUAUCACCAUGUAUAGCCAUGUAUUGCCAUGUAUAGCCAUGUAUAGCCAUGUAUACCUAUUUAAGGCCAUGUAUUACCAUGUAUAGCCAUGUAUUGCCAUGUAUUACCACGUAUUGCUAUGCAUUACCAUGUAUCGCCAUGUGUUACCAUGUAUAGCCAUGUAAAGCUUGUAUUGCCAUGUACAGCCAUGUAUUACCAUGUAUUACUAUGUAUUACCAUGUAUCGCCAUGCAUUACCAUGUAUAGCCAUGUAUAGCCAUGUAAUGCCAUAUAUUGCCAUGUAUUGCCACGUAUUACCAUGUAUAGCCAUGUAUUGCCAUGUAUACCCAUGUAUACCCAUGUAAUGCCAUGUAUUGCCAUGUAUUACCAUGUAUAGCCAUGUAUUGCCAUGUAUAGCCAUGUAUACCCAUGUAUACCCAUGUAAUGCCAUGUAUUACCAUGUAUUACCAUGUAUAGCCAUGUAUUGCCAUGUAUUACCAUGUAUAGCCAUGUAUUACCAUGUAUACCAAUGUAUUGCCAUGUAUUACCAAGUAUUAUUAUAAAAAAAAUAAAAUAAAAUAAAAAUAAAAAAGCACUUUAUUUGAGUGUCAAUGUAUUUAGCACGAAAGUACUAAUUGGGGACACUAUGUUUUACGUCUCCAACUGGAGACGGGACUGCCAUUUUACGUGGUCAUCCGAGCCACGCGAAGGUCUAGCCUGUUGCAGUGCAAAGGGAGUACCUUCAUUUCUCGGUUAUUUUAAGACCCUGAGUAUUGGUCCGGCCUCAGGAAUCGAACCCGCGACCUCCCGCUCUGCAGUCAACACGCUCUACCGACUGAGCUAACACUGCCGCGGUACAAUGUAUAAUAUAAUAUAUUAAUAUAUAUUACCAUGUAUUGCCAUGUAUUGCCAUGUAUACCCAUGUAUACCCAUGUAUAGCCAUGUAUUGCCAUGUACUACCAUGUAUUGCUAUGUAUUACCAUAUAUCACCAUGUAUUACCAUGUAUAGCCAUGUAUAGCCAUGUAUACCCAUGUAAUGCCAUAUAUUGCCAUGUAUUACCAUGUAGAGCCAUGUAUAGCCAUGUAAACCAAUGUUAUGCCAUGUAUUGUUAUGUAUUACCAUGUAUAGCCAUGUAUAGCCAUGUAUACCCAUGUAUACCCAUGUAAUGCCAUGUAUUGCCAUGUAUUACCAUGUAUAGCCAUGUAUUACCAUGUAUACCAAUGUAUUGCCAUGUAUUACCAAGUAUUAUUAUAAAAAAAAUAAAAUAAAAUAAAAAUAAAAAAGCACUUUAUUUGAGUGUCAAUGUAUUUAGCACGAAAGUACUAAUUGGGGACACUAUGUUUUACGUCUCCAACUGGAGACGGGACUGCCAUUUUACGUGGUCAUCCGAGCCACGCGAAGGUCUAGCCUGUUGCAGUGCAAAGGGAGUACCUUCAUUUCUCGGUUAUUUUAAGACCCUGAGUAUUGGUCCGGCCUCAGGAAUCGAACCCGCGACCUCCCGCUCUGCAGUCAACACGCUCUACCGACUGAGCUAACACUGCCGCGGUACAAUAUAUAAUAUAAUAUAUUAAUAUAUAUUACCAUGUAUUGCCAUGUAUUGCCAUGUAUACCCAUGUAUACCCAUGUAUAGCCAUGUAUUGCCAUGUACUACCAUGUAUUGCUAUGUAUUACCAUAUAUCACCAUGUAUUACCAUGUAUAGCCAUGUAUAGCCAUGUAUACCCAUGUAAUGCCAUAUAUUGCCAUGUAUUACCAUGUAGAGCCAUGUAUAGCCAUGUAAACCAAUGUUAUGCCAUGUAUUGUUAUGUAUUACCAUGUAUAGCCAUGUAUAGCCAUGUAUACCCAUGUAUACCCAUGUAAUGCCAUGUAUUGCCAUGUAUUACCAUGUAUAGUCAUGUAUUGCCAUGUAUUUCUAUGUAUAGCCAUGUAUAACCAUAUAUACCCAUGUAUUGCCAUGUAUUACCAUGUAUUACUAUGUAUUACCAGGUAUCGCCAUAUAUUACCAUGCAUACCCAUGUAUAGCCAUGUAUUGCCAUGUAUUACCAUGUAUUGCCAUGUAUUACCAUGUAUCGCCAUGUAUAGCGAUGAAUAGCCAUGUAAUGCCAUGUAUAGUCAUGUAUAGCCAUGUGUUAGCAUGUAUAGCCAUGUAUUGCCAUGUACGGCCAUGUAUUACCAUGUAUUGCCAUGUAUUGCCAUGUAUCACCAUGUAUACCAUGUAUUGCCAUGUAUAGCCAUGUAUUAACAUGCAUAGCCAUGUAUAGCCAUGUAUAGCUAUGUAGAGCCAUGUAAUGAUAUGUAUAGCCAUGUAUUACCAUGUAUUUCCAUGUAUUUGCAUGUAUUCCCGUGUAUAGCUAGGUAUUGCCAUGUAUUGCUGUGUAUAGCCAUGUAUGACCAUUUAUCGCCAUGUAUUAACAUGUAUUGCCAUGUAUUAUCAUGAGUUACCAUGUAUUACUAUGUAUUACCAUCUUUAGCCAUGUAUUACCAUAUAUAGCCAUGUAUUACCAUGUAUAGCCAUGUAUUGCCAUGUACAGUCAUGUAUUACCAUGUAUUGCCAUGUAUCACCAUGUAUAGCCAUGUAUUGCCAUGUAUAGCCAUGUAUAGCCAUGUAUUGCCAUGUAUAGCCAUGUAUAGCCAUGUAUACUCAUGUAAUGCCAUCUAUUACCAUGUAUUGCCAUGCAUAGCCAUGUAUUGCCAUGUAUUACCACGUAUAGCCAUGUAUAGCCAUGAAUACCCAUGUACAGCCAUGUAUUGCCAUGUAUUACCAUGUAUUGUUAUGUAUUACCAUGUAUCGCCAUGUAUUUUUUACCAUGUAUUGCCAUGUAUCACCAUGUAUAGCCAUGUAUUGCCAUGUAUAGCCAUGUAUAGCCAUGUAUACCCAUUUAAGGCCAUGUAUUACCAUGUAUAG